AUGUUCUAUUCCGAGACCUUGCUGUCCAAGACGGGCCCCUUGGCCCGCGUCUGGUUGUCAGCCAACCUGGAGCGCAAACUGUCCAAGUCGCAUAUCCUGCAGUCUGAUAUUGAAGGGAGUGUCAGCGCCAUCGUUGACCAGGGACAGGCCCCGAUGGCCCUGCGACUGAGUGGCCAGCUGCUUCUGGGUGUCGUGCGGAUCUACAGCCGCAAGGCGCGCUACCUCCUGGACGACUGCAAUGAAGCGCUGAUGAAGAUCAAAAUGGCGUUCCGCUUGACGAAUAACAACGAUCUGGCCACCACCGUGGUGGCCCCGGGUGGCAUCACCCUUCCCGACGUGCUGACUGAGUCCGAUUUGUUCAUGAACCUGGAUUCGUCCCUGCUGUUGCCGCAGUCUCUCAACCUAGAACCCGAGGGAAAGCGACCAGGCUCGUCGAUGGAUUUCGGUAGUCAGCUGCUGCCCGACUCGGGCCUUCGCCGUUCGGCCUCGCAGGAACCCGCGCGCCUCGAAGAUCACACUCUGGUCGACAUCGAUAUCGGAGAGGAUGAUACCCCCCUGGCCGUUGACUACAGCAUGGAAAUGGGUCGAGAUGCGCCGGCUCCCCGCCCCGUCGAAGAGGAUCUGUUCAGUGACGCGGGCAAAUUCAACGACGUCGACCUGCCGCUGGACCUGGGCGAGGACGAUGCCCCCCUCAAGAUGGACCUCGGCACCGAUGGCCUGCAAGACAACCCAUUGCUGGACGAUGCGAUGGAUCUCGGAAUGGAUGCGGAGCCGAUGCUUGACGGGCUGGACCACCACUCCGACGGCGACGACGAGAGUGUUAUGACCGAAAUGCCCGAGGAGGAGAUGACGAACAUGGAGCGGGAGGUUGCGCGCCAGGGCCAGGACGACGAGGACGUUCGCGAGGACGAAAUGGAAGAGGAGGAUGACGAGGAGGUUGUCGCCCAGGAAGCGCAACGCGCCAAACGACGGAAGGUGGUCCUCAUGGGCCUGGACGAGCACACCGACUACAACCGCAGCGAGAUGAAGGAGCUGCAGGCCGAUCGCACCAGCAUCCUGAAACCGGCAUCCUUCUUGCCCCGGGACCCCGUUCUCCUCACCCUGAUGAACAUGCAGAAGAAUGGCGACUUCGUGUCGAACGUGCUCGGUGGUGGCCGUGGCCGUGGCUGGGCCCCCGAGCUGCGCGAUCUGCUGUCCUUCGACGCCGUCAAGCAGGCCGGCGAGCUGAAGCGGAAGCGGGACAGCGGGAUCGCAGACAUGGACAUCCAGGCGGCCAACGCUCCCGCCCUGGACCUGGGCGAUGAAGAGGCUCUCGUCCCGGUGGACGAGGGUGUCGGCAUGGACUCGACGCUGCACCCGCGGUCGGAGAUUGAGUUCCCCGGAAACGAGGAGGACCGGGAACUGCAUCUGAGCGACGACGACGCCAUGGACCACGCCGGGGAAUCCUUCGACGACACCAUCCAACCGGCAGACAGCGGCCCGGUCUCCCUGGGCACCAAGCAUGCCGUGCACGUGCUGCGGGACCGCCUGGGAGAAUCCGCGGCGGACCAGAAGAAGAGCGUUAAGUUCCAGGACAUCCUCCCCGAGCAAAAGGCGUCCAAGGCGGAUGCCACCAAGAUGUUCUUCGAGGUUCUGGUGUUGGCGACCAAGGAUGCCGUCCAGGUGGACCAGCGUCCGGACAAGGUCGGCGGCCCGCUCAAGAUCCGCGGCAAGCGUGCUCUCUGGGGCGCCUGGGCCGAGGAGACUGGCAGCGGCGAGAACGAGUCGACCCAGGUGGUGUAG
Aspergillus candidus is the source of this 1782-nucleotide messenger RNA. Its product is annotated as kleisin alpha. Gene Ontology annotation, biological process: mitotic sister chromatid cohesion; replication-born double-strand break repair via sister chromatid exchange; synaptonemal complex assembly. Gene Ontology annotation, molecular function: protein binding; chromatin binding. The coding region runs from base 1 to 1782 and encodes 593 amino acids. Lineage: Eukaryota; Fungi; Ascomycota; Eurotiomycetes; Eurotiales; Aspergillaceae. The record is from RefSeq and is a predicted model, not a curated record. Gene Ontology annotation, cellular component: synaptonemal complex; cohesin complex. The transcript has 2 exons.